Monoraphidium neglectum is the source of this 1014-nucleotide messenger RNA. Its product is annotated as phytoene dehydrogenase, phytoenedesaturase. Gene Ontology annotation, molecular function: oxidoreductase activity. The record is from RefSeq and is a predicted model, not a curated record. NCBI's taxonomy places the organism in Eukaryota, Viridiplantae, Chlorophyta, Chlorophyceae, Sphaeropleales, Selenastraceae. The coding region runs from base 1 to 1014 and encodes 337 amino acids. The transcript is spliced from 6 exons.
AUGCAGACCUCGGUCGGUGCGCAUCGCGCUGCCCGCAGUGGAGUGCUGCAGCGCGGUGCUUCUGGUUCGCGCAUAGGCAGCCGGCGCUCGCUGCGCGUGGAGGCCAGAGACUACCCGCGGCCGGCCUUCGACACCGCGGAGACCUUCCAGGAGGCUCAGGCGCUGUCAGCGAAGCUUAAGAAUGCUCCUAGGCCCGCUAAGCCGCUCAAGGUGGCGAUUGUGGGGGGCGGUCUUGCGGGCCUCUCGGCAGCCAAGUACCUGAGCGACGCUGGCCACAAGCCGGUUGUGCUGGAGGGCCGCGAUGUUUUGGGUGGCAAGGUCGCGGCCUGGAAGGACAAGGACGGCGACUGGAUCGAGACCGGCCUGCACAUCUUCUUCGGCGCCUACCCCAACAUGAUGAACGUGUUCAGGGAGCUCGGCAUCGAGGACCGCCUGCAGUGGAAGGAGCACUCUAUGAUCUUCGCCAUGCCCGACGCCCCCGGGGAGUUCAGCCGCUUCGACUUCCCCGACAUCCCUGCGCCCCUGAACGGCGUUGUUGCCAUCCUGCGCAACAACCAAAUGCUCACCUGGGAGGAGAAGAUCAAGUUUGCGAUCGGCCUCAUCCCCGCCAUCUUCGGCGGCCAGCAGUACGUGGAGGACCAGGACGGCCUGAGCGUGACCGAGUGGAUGGCCAAGCAGGGCGUGCCCCCGCGCGUGAACGAGGAGGUGUUCAUUGCUAUGGCCAAGGCGCUGGCCUUCAUCGACCCCGACGUGCUGUCGAUGACUGUCGUGCUGACCGCGCUCAACCGCUUCCUCCGGGAGACCCACGGCAGCAAGAUGGCCUUCCUGGACGGCGCCCCCCCGGAGCGCCUCUGCCAGCCGAUGGUGGACCACUUCACCGCGCGCGGCGGCGAGCUGCGCAUGAACGCGCGGCUCAAGAACAUCGAGUUGAACGAGGACGGCAGCGUGAAGGCGCUGGAGCUGUGUGCGCACACGCACAUGUGCGUGCGCCCCACCUCUCUGCGCUUGUGCUGA